AUGAGUUUACCAAGAACAUUAUUAGCUGUACUACUCAGCUAUGUGUCACUGUGCGCCCUCAGCGGGCCGCCGAUGGUGCAAGGCUUCUCCAUUGGCCAAUCGAAAUAUGGACGCAUCGAAAAGUUUCCCUACCAAGUGAUGUUAAUCGGCAAGCAAUUGUGGCGCAAACGCAUCCUCUGCGGUGGCACUUUGCUCGAUCAGCGCUGGAUACUUACCGCUGGCCACUGCACCAUGGGCGUCACACAUUUCGACAUCUACCUGGGCGCACUCACCGUUGAAGAUACACCCGAAACGGGCCGUCUAGUGCUGCGUUCCAACAAAUUCAUCGCACACGAAGGCUUCAAUCCCGAAACAGCCGCCAAUGACAUCGCACUCAUCAAGCUGCCGGUCGAUGUAGCCUUUACACAGCGCAUACAACCCGCCACGCUGCCAUAUCUCAGCCGCAAAGACGCACUCACCGGCGCCAAAGUGGUAGCCACCGGCUGGGGUGCCAACAGCGAGCUAUCCAAUUACAAUCCUAUGCAAUACACCGAACUGCGCGUGAUCUCAAAUCAGGAGUGUGCCAACGAAUUCGACGUCAUUACGAAUGGCGUACUCUGUGCAAAAGGUCUGCGCGAUGAAACCGUUUGCUCUGGUGACUCCGGCGGUCCGCUGGUGCUGAAGAAUACUCAAAUAGUUGUGGGCAUCACAAGCUUCGGACCAGCUGAUGGUUGUGAAACAAAUAUACCCGGUGGCUUUACGCGUGUCACCUACUAUCUGGAUUGGAUCGAGGCGAAAACGGGGAAAAUUGGGGUGCGGGUGCAAGCACAAAACCAAUGGCAAUGGCCAGCGCAGCAGGCACCAAUGGUGCAACGCUUACAACAGGUGGCUGCGGUGCAGAUACCACAACAAGCGCCACAAGUUCGCAGUGCGUUGCGUGUUAACGAUAAUAUUGUGUAA
Messenger RNA from Rhagoletis zephyria (snowberry fruit fly), 939 nucleotides. Its product is annotated as brachyurin-like. Gene Ontology annotation, molecular function: serine-type endopeptidase activity. The record is from RefSeq and is a predicted model, not a curated record. Lineage: Eukaryota; Metazoa; Arthropoda; Insecta; Diptera; Tephritidae. Gene Ontology annotation, biological process: proteolysis.